GUGUAGAGAGAAGAUGGCGGCGGCGGCGGGCGCGGCGGCGGCCCUGGAGAGCAGCGUCGGCAUUGCUAAGAUGGUGGAUGCUGCAACGGGAGGCGGCGUCAGCAUGAUCCCGGUGGCGCCUGCGGCGAACGGGGCUGGCAACGGCAUCGUGGGCGACGGGCUCCCGAAGAGUGAAGGUGAACGGCCAAACCAGAACGAGAAAAGGAAAGAGAAAAACGCCAAGCGAGGAGGGAGUCGCUUUGAACCCUAUGCCAGCCCUUCGAAAAGAUACCGAGCCUUCAUUACCAAUAUCCCCUUUGAUGUGAAGUGGCAGUAUCUCAAAGACCUAGUUAAAGAGAAAGUUGGUGAGGUUACAUACGUGGAGCUCUUAAUGGACGCUGAAGGAAAGUCAAGGGGAUGCGCUGUGGUUGAGUUCAAGAUGGAGGAGAGCAUGAAGAAGGCUGUGGAGGUCCUGAACAAACACAGCCUCAGCGGGAGACCCCUGAAGGUGAAGGAGGAUCCUGAUGGAGAGCAUGUCCGCAGGGCCGUGCAGAAGGCCAUGGCAGCGUCUGGAGGAGGGAUGGGCAUUGGCCCUGGCCCUGGCGGCCCUGGGAUGGUUAAUAUUCCUCCCAGCAUCCUCAACAACCCCAACAUCCCAAAUGAGAUCAUCCAUGCUCUCCAGGCAGGCAGGCUGGGCAGCACUGUCUUUGUGGCCAAUCUCGAUUACAAGGUGGGCUGGAAGAAACUCAAGGAGGUCUUCAGCAUGGCUGGUGUGGUGGUCCGGGCAGACAUCCUGGAGGACAAGGAUGGGAAAAGCCGUGGAAUCGGCACUGUGACUUUUGAGCAGGCCAUCGAAGCUGUUCAAGCCAUCUCCAUGUUCAACGGGCAGCUGCUUUUCGACCGGCCAAUGCAUGUGAAGAUGGACGAGCGAGCCCUACCAAAAGGGGACUUCUUCCCACCAGAGCGUCCCCAACAGCUUCCCCAUGGACUCGGAGGCAUUGGCAUGGGAUUGGGACCUGGAGGAAUCCCUAUUGAUGCAAACCACUUGAACAAAGGGCUGGGCAUGGGCAACCUGGGUCCAGGAGGAAUGGGCAUCGAAGGCCUGGGCUUUGGCAUGAGCAAGAUGGGAGGGAUGGAGGGCCCUUUCAGUGGCAUGGAGAGCCUGGGCCGUUUUCCUUCUGGGAUGAACCUCAGCAGGAUGAGCGAAAUGGACCGUGCCAUUGGAGGUGGAUUUGAAAGAGACUUCCCGAGAAAUGAAAUGGGCAUGCCUCGUAGUUUUGGAGAAACUCUGGACAGAGGAAUUGGUGGCGGUGGUGGUGCCACCAGCAUACCUGCAAUCGACAGAAUGGCACCUGGGCUUGACCGCAUGGCGACCAGCAUCGAUAGGCUCCCCUCUGGGAUGGGCCACGGGAUAGACAGAGUGGGCUCAGAGAUGGACAGGAUGGGGCUCGUGCUGGACCGCAUGGGUUCUGGCGUGGACAGGAUGGGCUCAGGCAUCGACCGCAUGGCCCCCCUUGGCAUCGACCACCUGGCGUCCAGCAUUGAUCGGAUGGGCUCUGGAAUAGACCGGAUGGGUGCUGGCCUUGGCUUUGGGAUUGACCGCAUGGGCUCGGCCAUGGACCGUGUUGGCACCACCAUGGACAGGAUGGGUGCUGGCGUGGACAGGAUGGGGCUGGGCAUGGUCCCGGCAGGGAUGGGCCCCGUGAUGGAUAGGAUGCCAGCUGGGCUGGACCGCAUUGGGGCGGCCCCGAUUGACAGGAUGGGGCUGGACCGCUUGGCUGCCUCCAAUGUGGAGAGGAUGGGUCUGGACCGCAUGGGUGCAGCUGCGACUAGCAUGGAGAGGAUGGGGCCGGCCAUGGGGCAGGGCCUGGGGGCAGGGCUAGACAGGAUGGGGUUGGCCCUGGGGAGCUCCUUUGAGCGGUCCAUGGAGAUGGAUCGGGGGAACUUUGCUGCCGGGAGCUUCGCUGGUGCCCUUGGAGCCGGAGGACCUGUUGCUGCCACCACUGCAGGAGUGGCCAGGAAAGCUUGCCAGAUCUUCGUGAGAAAUCUUCCCUUUGACUUCACAUGGAAAAUGCUGAAGGAUAAAUUCAAUGAGUGUGGGCAUGUCCUGUAUGCAGACAUCAAAAUGGAAAAUGGGAAGUCCAAAGGGUGCGGUGUGGUCCGGUUCGAGUCACCUGAAAUCGCUGAGAGAGCUUGUCGCAUGAUGAAUGGCAUCCAGCUGCGUGGCAGAGAGAUCGACGUGCGGAUUGAUAGAAAUGCUUAAAACAUUGCCUUCCUAGAUACCAGUGAAAUAGAGGGAGCUUGGUUUGUACUUUUUCCUUGUUAAAGACUUUGUUAAUUUGCCUGGAUGUAAAAAUGGUGAGACAAUUCUGUUGCUUUCUGGAGUAAUCUUAAGUCCUCUUCUAAAAAAUUAGUUUUUCCCAUUUUACUGCCAUGUUUUUUCACUGGAAACUGUUUAACAUGCACAGUCUUGGUUCUUUGUGGUGGUGUAUCACCCUUGUUGAAUUUUAAGAUAUGUUAUCACAGUACGUCUUUGGUAAUAAACUUUUACAGUAACUGGUGAUUUUGAAACUUCUGCCCAUCCCUCACUGUUAAACGAUCCCCUUGUGGAAAGAACUAUUUGGAAGGAAGAGAGAAAGUAGAAUUGAUAACUGUAUGUUUUUGCCUCUGGAAAGUAGUUUGUUCUGAAAUUUUAUGAAGUGUUUUGGGAAAAUGUACAAUUAGAAGUCAGACCAAAAUCCACUUGUCUUGUAUGAGAUCUGUCAAUAAUAAAAGCAUUCUCUUGUGA
This is a messenger RNA of Varanus komodoensis (Komodo dragon), 2767 nucleotides long. It is a transcript of the gene HNRNPM, whose product is annotated as heterogeneous nuclear ribonucleoprotein M. The record is from RefSeq and is a predicted model, not a curated record. The transcript is spliced from 16 exons. Gene Ontology annotation, molecular function: mRNA binding. Lineage: Eukaryota; Metazoa; Chordata; Lepidosauria; Squamata; Varanidae. The coding region runs from base 14 to 2242 and encodes 742 amino acids. Gene Ontology annotation, cellular component: nucleus; post-mRNA release spliceosomal complex; cytoplasm. Gene Ontology annotation, biological process: alternative mRNA splicing, via spliceosome; regulation of mRNA stability involved in response to oxidative stress.